UUCAACAGGAAGUACACUCAGACUGCACCGGAACUGGCCUGUUAGCUGGAGCUGCUGCGGGCAGACUCCUCGCAUUUUCCCCAUCAAGCCAAAAGGCGGCUUCUUCCACUCCGUUUACAACUACUGAGUCGUUUAAUUGUUAAUUUCUACAGGGAAUGUAGAAUGGCCGUGGCGUUUGGGAAGCUUGUGGUGGGCACGUAUGUGGAAAUAAAGCGCAGUGACGGACGCAUACACGAGGCAAUGGUGACGUCUCUGAAUGAGGACAAUGAGAGCGUCACAGUGGAGUGGAUAGAGAAUGGAGACACAAAAGGGAAAGAGAUUGAUUUGGAAAGUAUAUUUGCACUUAACCCAGAUGUGGGUCCAGAUGAAGAGAUUGUCCGGAGUCCAGAGACUCCUCCUCCAAUUACAGGUGUAAAGGUCAAUAAAAUAGCAAAGAAUCGUGGGACGAUAGCUCCUUCAAAGAUCGACACUCCGUCCAGGGACAGUAGAGUAAUUCCGACGCAGGCACGACCCCAUCAAUCUCAACAUGCUGAGUCAGCAAUACCCCCUCCAUCCCAACAGGCUCAGCCCCCGCAAGCUCCGACACAGCAGCAGCUGCAGAAUGAGUCUUUUCAUCAGCCUCUAUCCAGAAAGGAGAUUGGACAGCUUUCCAGGAGGAAGUCAAACUGUGUGAAAGAGGUGGAGAAGCUGCAGGAGAAAAGGGAAAAGCGACGGCUGCAGCAACAAGAGCUCAGGGAAAAGAGGGCUCAAGAGGUGGACACAACCAUUCCUAACUAUGAGAUCAUGUGCAUGAUUAGAGAUUUCCGUGCCAGCCUAGACUACCGACCUCUGACCACAGCCGAUCUGAUUGAAGAACACAGAAUAUGUGUAUGUGUGAGGAAGCGUCCUCUUAACAAAAAAGAACUCACCAUGAAGGAUUUAGAUGUGAUCACCAUUCCUAGUAAGGAUGUGGUGAUGGUACAUGAACCUAAACAGAAGGUGGACCUGACCCGCUUCUUAGAGAAUCAGACCUUCCGCUUCGACUAUGCCUUUGAUGACGCCACCACCAACGAGAUGGUUUACAGGUUCACAGCCAGACCUUUAGUGGAGACCAUAUUUGAAAGGGGCAUGGCCACUUGCUUUGCCUAUGGGCAAACAGGAAGUGGUAAAACUCAUACAAUGGGUGGAGAUUUUUCUGGAAAGAACCAAGAUUGUUCUAAAGGAAUUUAUGCAUUGGCUGCUCGGGAUGUAUUUCUCAUGUUGAAGAAACCCAAUUACAAGAAAUUAGAACUACAAGUGUACGCAACCUUUUUUGAAAUCUACAGUGGAAAGGUGUUUGACCUGCUCAAUCGCAAAGCCAAACUGAGGGUGCUGGAGGACAGGAAACAACAAGUGCAGGUUGUGGGGCUUCAGGAGAAGGAAGUCAAGUGCACAGAGGAUGUCCUAAAGCUCAUAGAAGUGGGCAACAGUUGCAGGACAUCAGGGCAGACCUCAGCCAAUGCCCACUCGUCUCGCAGCCACGCCGUCUUCCAGAUUAUUCUUCGAAGGAAGGGCAAGAUGCACGGCAAGUUCUCCCUUAUCGACUUGGCCGGGAACGAGAGGGGCGCUGAUACUUCAAGCGCGGACCGCCAAACACGAUUAGAGGGAGCGGAGAUCAACAAAAGCCUGCUAGCCCUCAAGGAGUGCAUCAGAGCUCUGGGACGUAACAAACCACAUACUCCAUUCCGAGCUAGUAAGCUCACCCAGGUCCUACGAGACUCCUUCAUUGGUGAAAAUUCCCGUACUUGCAUGAUUGCAACAAUAUCUCCUGGUAUGACAUCCUGCGAGAAUACCCUCAACACGCUCCGCUACGCCAACAGAGUGAAGGAGUUUGGGAUUAGUCCGUCUGACAUCCCCUUCUCUCAAGGUGGUCAGGGGAGUCGCCCUGAGCACUCCCCGACCAAUACCUUUGAGUUUGAUGACUUUGCUGCUAUUCCCCCUGGCAGGGUGAAGGAGCUCACCGUGGACCCUAACCAGGUGAUGGAGGGAGGUCGAGCCAAUAUCCAUGUUAUCAACCAGCUGGACUUUUUGGAUGAGGAGUGGCAGAACAGUUCUCCACAGAGAGAUGACCUCAAACUGCUCUGUGAGCAGAACGAGGAGGAGGUGUCCCCACAACUCUUCUCCUUCCACGAGGCUGUAUCUCAAUUGGUGGAGAUGGAGGAGCAGGUCCUCGAGGACCACCGUGCUGUUUUCCAGGAGUCCAUCAGGUGGCUGGAGGAUGAGAAGGUGUUGCUUGAGAUGACAGAAGAAGUGGACUAUGAUGUGGAAUCGUACGCCACUCAGCUGGAGAGGAUCCUGGAUCAGAAGAUAGACAUCCUCACCGAACUCCGAGAUAAAGUGAAGUCUUUCCGCUGUGCUCUCCAAGAGGAAGAGAAGGCCAGCAAGCAGAUCAACCCUAAGAGGCCACGUGCUCUUUAAAGACUUGAGAAAGCUAGAGGAAAUCACUAAAUGUUUGCCCGUGAAAGCACAAAUAAAAAGGACUGACAUUGUAACUGGCUUAAACAAAGAAUUGCAACGGUUAUGGCCCUUAGAAACUGGCUGUGUCUUGUUAGGAAACUUAGGAAGCGGGAAAAUAGUUUUUUCUUUUAUUUUUUUUUUGUCAGAAUGUUUAGUACCCUAAACAUUCUUCUUAAAUUAUUUUUCUUUAAUACUUUCUGUACUUCUGAAUGAAAUAUUAUUGAUUUCAGACAUUUUACCACAAAAAAGCAUUUGGUUUCUGGCUAACACAUACAUCUGCAUGUGCACUGAUAUGGCGCUCUUUCAUACUUUUCAGCUUCUCGGUUGGCACUAUAUAGUCAUGUCUUGAUGUGAAGUCUGGCCUCCCUUCCACUUUUUACCUGUUUGAACGAAGCAGUUGAGAAAAAUAAGCCUCUGUGACCCCCCCUCCCCAAAAGUGUCGUUUGCUUCAAUUUGUGCCAUUUCAUUCUAUACAAGUCUAACUUCCAUGUCCAACAUUUUUUCCACCCGUCACACUUUGUUAUAAAAAUAAAACCGGAGAAAAACUAAAAUGUAUAGUGAUGAAUACUUAUGUUGCAGUGUUUCUAACAGGAGGUUCAUGCCUUUUAGAGAAACCAGAAGCAUAUUUGACUUGAGCAAAAUACUGAAGCUAUGCAUGAAAUACGCUGUAUUUUCCAGACUAUAAAUCACUCCAAGUCGCAUUACCCAAAAAUGCACAAUAAAAACACAUUUUGGGGGUGGAAAUAUGGCAAGGUAUGGUAAUAAAAUGGAGAACAGCUAAACAGGCGUCUGUUGCCAUAAUGUGAAGAGGUAUGUUAACAUAACAUUCAGAUAAAUCUAGCAUAAACGACUAUGAUGCAGAAUAUUUAUGCAGUUUUCUUUUUGGGGGCAUUUGUAUUCCGCCUUUAAAGUUGAUGUUUGUCAAUUUUCAGUGAUAAAGGAGUGAUAGCAGUAGCAGAUAUUGGCACACAAGCCUAGAGGGCCCUCGUGGCUGUCGGUGUGAAAAAUAAAACAUAAGUUGUAGGACCAGCCAAACCAUUGAAAUAGUGCAACUUAUAGCCCGGAAAAUAUGGUAGUAAAUAUAUCACUACCCAAAUUUCAAAAAGUCACAACAGGAGAAUACACAGAAGAGCAUAACUCUCUAAGCAACCAAUCACAUUCCACAAUAGUACUCAUGACUAGGCAGCCUUCUUGCAAGGUAUUUGUCAUCCAUAAAAAAUGUAUAAGUUCUAAGAAAGCAUCACACGUUCAAAUGACACUGAAAUGACUUACUGGUCAGGUUGACAGCAGUACUGAGCUGUAGGGAUUUUAUUUCAUUUCCUGGAAAAUUUGUGGAUUUUAAUAAUAACGUAUUAACAAACACGUUCCUCUUCCUUAUGUCCAUGCAUGCUCACUGAUAGUCUAAAUAGUACUAUUACAUGCAAGAAUCUCAAUGUGAGGUUUUUGGCAUGUCAAUCUUUGUACAAGUCUCACAACUCCAAAGGGAAGGUGAUACUGCAGUAUUUCCCCUCAAUGGUGUGCACCUCCUUGUGUCUGUAUGUCCUUAUGAAAAGUGGAUCCCAGCUGAGUUGAAAGCAUGAAGCAGUCUGUAAAUACA
Molecule: messenger RNA, 4072 nt
Organism: Doryrhamphus excisus (bluestripe pipefish)
Lineage: Eukaryota; Metazoa; Chordata; Actinopteri; Syngnathiformes; Syngnathidae
Gene: kif2a
Product: kinesin family member 2a
Biological process (GO): microtubule depolymerization; microtubule-based movement
Cellular component (GO): microtubule
Molecular function (GO): microtubule binding; ATP binding; microtubule motor activity
Source: RefSeq, a predicted model, not a curated record